GUCUCGCUCAUUCCUUCCCCAAGAUGGCGGACAGUGUGGCAGAAAAUGUGGCUUCGGAGGCGGCUGCGGCCCUGAACGAAACCAUGAACGGGACGGAGGCCGUCAACGGCACGGCCAGAGUGCCGUCCACCCCCGAGGGGAUGGCUGUAGCGUACAGCAGUCUGGUGGUGAUGGCGCUCAUACCCAUAUUUGUGGGCGCUUUUCGUUCGGUCAGGUACCAUAAGGAACAAAAGGAGUCUGGGGAGAAGGGGGAGACCAUGACCAGUAAGGAUGCUGCCAUGUUCCCCAUCAUUGCCAGCUGUACCCUCUUUGGGCUCUACAUGUUCUUCCAGAUCUUUUCCAAGGAGUACAUCAACCUGCUCCUUGCCUUCUACUUCUUCUUCCUGGGAGUCUUGGCACUUGCACACAUCUUAAGCCCAGUGGUAAAUGCCCUGAUUCCUGCCUCCUUCCCCAACCAAGACUACCACCUGAAGUUUGCUCAGGGGAAGCCAGACAAGGAGGAAGAAUUGAUGGACUACCACUUUGACCGUAAGGACCUGGUGUGUCUGGGCAUCUGUACAGCCAUUGGAGUCUGGUAUCUCAUGAAGAAGCACUGGGUGGCCAAUAACCUGUUUGGGCUGGCGUUUGCCCUGAACGGUGUCGAGCUACUGCAGCUGAACAGCGUCACCACUGGGUGCAUAUUGUUGGGGGGACUCUUCAUUUAUGACAUAUUCUGGGUGUUUGGUUCGUCCCAGGUCUUCGGCACUAACGUCAUGGUGUCAGUAGCCAAGUCCUUUGAGGCACCAAUCAAGUUGGUGUUCCCACAGGACAUCCUGGAGAAAGGGCUGGAGGCCAACAACUUUGCCAUGCUGGGGCUGGGAGAUAUCGUCAUUCCAGGCAUAUUUAUAGCUUUGCUACUCCGUUUUGAUGUCAGCCUGAAGAAGGACAGCAAGCUGUAUUUCUACUGCAGUUUCAUCGCCUACUUCGUUGGCCUGCUGGUCACAAUAUUCAUCAUGCACGUCUUCAAGCAUGCACAGCCUGCCCUGCUGUACCUGGUGCCUGCCUGUGUGGGGGCACCACUGUUUGUGGCACUUGUGAAGGGGGAGCUAGUGCAGAUGUCUGGCUAUGAGGACAGUCCAGAAGAGAAAACCGCUGAAGGAACUGCCAAUGACAAGGAAGGGAAACAGGAAGUGAAAAAAGACAAAUGAGCAAAAAAGGGAGAGACAUGCCUCCCUGGACAGGUAGAUUCCAAAGGUUUCACUGAGAGGAAGGUAAUAUUUAGUUGGAAAUCCUUUCCUUAGGGGGAGGCAAUAAGUAUCGUAGAAAACCCUCCUUUGGAUACAAUGGUAUUGUCUAGAUCAGUACUCUAAGUCAUGAAAGAGAAGAUGAUACCACUAUCUUCAAGGGGGCACGGCAACUUUAGUUUUGAUUACAUAUACACAAGAAUUAUAACUGUAGAUACACAUAUAAAUGUACUACAUUCGUUAGUUUUUGAGGUUCUUUCUUUUCUUUGUUGUACUUAUCCUAGAUAUCAGCAGCUUUGAACAUUGUUAGUGUGGAGGUAAUGACCAAAAGUCACAUAGCUUAAAUCAUAAUUUACAGUAUGGACAAAGUUAUUUAUUGCAUCCUUUCAAGUCUGAAUACUUGCUUCACAAUUUGUUUGGCGAAAAACAGCCUUGACUUUAUAGAUGGACAUUCCAACAACACCUUUGUGGGCUGAUUCACUUUGUAACAGGUUGAGACAUCUAUUCCAUAUACUUUAUUUAGUGCAACUGUCAGAGCAGAAAACAGAAGAUUUGCCUCUAUGGUGUUGUAGUUUCCAUUUCUUAAAUACACAUGGCAACUCAUUACAUAAUAUUUUUGUGGCAGAGCAUACCAUUUACCUGUGCAUACCUGAAGUACUUCCUCUCAAACAGAGGCUCCCUAAAGGCCAAGAAUAUAAGUGAAGUCCUUUAUGGCAUCAAUAGUAAUGACUCAGAAACUGUGAAAGUUGGAAAGAAAGCAAAACUGUGUCAAAUGUCCUAAUAUUGGACAAGAUGGGCAGAACCAUAAAGCCACGACACCAUGAUGUAAACCAGAAUAUUCCGUUAACUAUGACACAAUAAAGGAAAUGUGAAGAAUGUGCUGUA
Molecule: messenger RNA, 2108 nt
Organism: Branchiostoma floridae (Florida lancelet)
Lineage: Eukaryota; Metazoa; Chordata; Leptocardii; Amphioxiformes; Branchiostomatidae
Product: minor histocompatibility antigen H13-like
Exons: 12
Coding region: 24-1187 (387 amino acids)
Biological process (GO): membrane protein proteolysis
Cellular component (GO): membrane; cytoplasmic side of endoplasmic reticulum membrane; lumenal side of endoplasmic reticulum membrane
Molecular function (GO): aspartic endopeptidase activity, intramembrane cleaving
Source: RefSeq, a predicted model, not a curated record